UCACAAACACCACUCUGAAUCCUUUUAAUUAAUUACCUUUUGAGUUCAAUUCCUGGUGUUAUUCUUGAGAAAAUGGUUUCCCACCUUCCCCUAAAAACUCUCCUCCACCUAACUUCAGAUCAGAGUGAGCAUAACCCACUAACCAUGUCUGAUGACCAAAUUUUGGAGCAAAUUUACUCAACCCAUGUCCAUAGUGACACAAAGUUUGACGUGGACUCUCUGUUCACCCUUGUUGAGAACACCCUUAGACGUUCGACCCACAUUGUUGACAAUGUUGUGCAGGGUUCCCAAGCCAGCCUGGAGCAUUUAGAUGACAAGCAGCCCAAAACCAACUUCGUUUCACCACUCUGUACCCUGAAGCAGAUUUCAUCUGAGAUGUCAUGCAAGCCUCCAAGCGAGGAAAUCGCCCACAAAACGACGCUUGCCAUCCUCAAUAAGCUCUCAAACUACGACUGGGACGCAAAAGCGGUGCUGACGCUGGCUGCUUUCGCCAUGGAAUUUGGCGAAAUCUGGCUACUCACUCAGCACCAGCCAACAGACCUUCUUGCUAGGUCUGUUGGUGUUCUGAAGCGAGUGCCAGUGCUGACGAGGCCUGCUGCUGUGCAGAAGCACCGCCAAGCCAUCAUCGAGCUGAACAGCUUGGUCAAGACCACGUUGCUCGUAAUUGAACUCAUCUUUGAGUUGGAGAAGCUAUCUUCAAGCUAUGACACCAAGGAUGUGCCUGCUUUGGAGCCUGCAAUUGAGCAAAUUCCUGUUGAUGUCUACUGGGCGAUUAUCACUGUUGCUGCCAUUGUUACUCAGAUAGAUUGUCUCACCACUGAUUCAGAGCACAAGCAGGAACUGUCCCACUAUGGUCAAAAGAUCAACAUUGUGCUCAGCAGAUUGAGGAAACAGAUCACCACCUGCAGACAACAGAUAGAUGAAGCAAAGUAUGUUCAAACCCUUCGGAAACUUUUUCAAACCCCCACUGAAGUAAUGGAGGUGUUUAAGUAUCUGGUUUUUUCCAAGGAUUCUCGAGUGCUUUCACUGUUUGAUGGUACUACCAAGACCACGGUUGACAUCACUGUCCUUAAAAAGAAGAAUGUAUACCUCUUCAUUUCCACACUAGACAUCACGGAGGAAGAAAUCUCAGUGGUGAGGACAGUUUUUGAUUCCAUCAAAACCAAUGAGCAAUACAAGAUUGUUUGGAUCCCAGUUGUGGAGACAUGGAGCGAGCAACUGAACAAGAAAUAUGAGGUUCUGAGAAGCAAGAUGCCAUGGUUUGUGGUGCCGAGCUUUGGAACCAUUGCAGGGUACAAGUACAUCAAGGUGGAAUGGCACUUCAAGAAGCAGCCUAUGGUUGUGGUGCUGAGCCCUCAAGGGAAGGUGCAGCACACAAACGCAUUCCAUUUGAUUCAGGCUUAUGGAAUGAAGGCUUUUCCCUUUACAAAGGUUGAUGAAGACACAAUUGAUAGAGAAGUUCAUUGGUUUGGAUCUUUGGACCUCAAAAACAAGGACUUAGAAGACAAGAUGAAAGCAGAUAAGUAUAUCUUCUUCUACGGUGGCAACGACAAAGAGUGGAUCCAACAGUUCACAAAGUUCGCCACCACCCUCACCUCCGACACCGUCAUAAAAGCCGCCAACAUCACCAUCGAGCUCUUCAACGUGGAACAAGAAGACCAAAGCUUCGUCAGGCGCUUUUGGAGUGGCAUCGAGAGCCUCUUCGUAACCAAAGCCCACAGAAAAGUUGACGCGGUAACUCAAGAAGUUCAAAAAAUGCUCUCCUACAAGAAAGAAACCGGGUGGGCCCUUCUCAGCAAGGGGUCAUCCGUGGUCGUGACCGGCCACGGAACGACGAUAUUGAAGGCUGUAGCGGAGUUUGAGAAGUGGAAGGACGUUGUGGGGAAGAAAGGGUUUGAAUUCUCGUUUAAAGAGUAUCAUGACAAGAUUGUGAAAGCUACUCACCGGUGCUCUCACCUUGAGAUUCCUAAUGUGGCGGGUAAGUUGCCGGAGGUUAUACGGUGCCCCGAGUGUCCUAAUUCCAUGGAGAUUUUCAUUAGCUACAAGUGCUGCCACAGCAAGCACGCACCGCACUAGAUGUUGUGCUUUGAUCAUUGAUUUUAUGAAAGAGUGUGGUUUCAAGUUGUGUGGGACUUUCAGUUUUAUGUUUUUCUAGUGGAAUAAGUUAUACUUCCUCGUGUUUCAUGAAGAAGGUAGUGUGUGUUUUCUAUGUAACGUGGUAGUACUUGCUAAUCUUGAAAUUUCAAUAAAAAUGCGGCCUUUACUGUUA
This is a messenger RNA of Lotus japonicus, 2269 nucleotides long. Its product is annotated as protein SIEVE ELEMENT OCCLUSION B-like. Lineage: Eukaryota; Viridiplantae; Streptophyta; Magnoliopsida; Fabales; Fabaceae. Gene Ontology annotation, biological process: phloem development. The record is from RefSeq and is a predicted model, not a curated record. The coding region runs from base 73 to 2076 and encodes 667 amino acids. The transcript has 7 exons.